Messenger RNA from Lolium rigidum, 1152 nucleotides. RefSeq lists its product as uncharacterized. The transcript is spliced from 3 exons. The coding region runs from base 72 to 881 and encodes 269 amino acids. NCBI's taxonomy places the organism in Eukaryota, Viridiplantae, Streptophyta, Magnoliopsida, Poales, Poaceae. The record is from RefSeq and is a predicted model, not a curated record.
UGAAAAUGCAGUAAAGCUCACACAAGUAACACAACUCCCAGGCCUGAAAAAAGGAGCAGAAGAGCCAGGGGAUGACUUCGCUAAGCAUCGCAGGCUGCAGUGGCAUCAAGGUGACACCACUCAGAUCAGUAGGGGAGCGAUCAAGGCCAAGAUCAGGAAAUGGUUUUCUCCUGAAUGUCUCCUCCUCCUCCACGUCGUCGUCACGAGCGAUCACAACUUGCUCUCUGAAGCCUCCACCUUCCUACGGCGGCAAGGCGAAGGGGAAGAUCAAUCCCAGAGAUCUCUUCACCUUCUCCUACAGGUUCAACACCGACAUCCCCAUGGGCGAAACUCCAGGGGCGUCCAUCGAUGAGUACCUCAUGAACAGGCCCAGGAUCGUCGGAGCCGUGUUCCCCGAUAAGCGGAAGCGAACCAAACUUAACGAUGAGGAGUGGAGCGUGCAGCUGAUCCCCAUCCAGUUCCUCUUCCUGUCAGCCUGUCCGGUGAUCGCCAUCCGCUUCGUGAGCAGGUCCGGCGGGAAGGGGUACCCGCCGCACGUCCCCGUCCGCGCCACCAGCCUCCUCCUCAUGGAGGUCACGGACUACAGGCUGGAGGGGCUGCAGAGGGACGCCAUGCCGUCGCACAUGGCGGUGACGGUGCGGGGCACGCUGUACCCGCAGCCGGAGGGGCGCCGGAGCCUCAAGGGCCACGUCGAGAUGAGCGUCGGCUUCAACCUGCCCCCCGUCCUCGCGCUCGUCCCGGAGCCCAUCAUCCGCGGCGUCGCCGACACCGUGCUCAGGCAGCUCGCGCAGCAGAUGAAGCACGACUUCGACACCGGACUCGCUGCGGACUUCAAGAAGUACCGUAGGGAGAAGCUCACCGAGAAGAGGACCGAACACUGAUUCAUGAACUUUCUUUCUGCAUUUUCUUUCCUUUUGGGUGCCGUUGGCUGCCCGGUAACAAGUACAGUAGUGAAUUGAUGUUGAUGGCAGUAGUUCAUGCAAAAGAUUCUUUGGAGCUCGCCGCAUGAUCAACGGACUGCGGAAGCAUCUUGUUAGUCGUUCGGAGCGAUGGCAUGAUCGAGAAGAUAAUAACUUAGGAUCCAAGUGCUGUAAAUUAGUAUGUACAUAAUGAUGUAUAACAUGAAUAUUCAGUUAUACAAAGAUUUGCUGG